Ectocarpus siliculosus is the source of this 2172-nucleotide messenger RNA. The record is from the annotation of a GenBank genome assembly. NCBI's taxonomy places the organism in Eukaryota, Phaeophyceae, Ectocarpales, Ectocarpaceae.
AUGAGGGCCGUCAGUCGCAGCUCGGAUGUCGACGACGACGAUGGCGGCGGCGGCGGCGGCUUCGGCGCAAGGGGCGCCGCGAUGUCGUCCCCGUCGGAGAGCGAUAGGUCCUCGGCGUGGAACGACACCGACGCGCAGUCGUCGAACCCCCCGGCCUUCGGCGGCGGCGGCGGCGGCGGCGGUGGUGGCGGUGGCGGUGGUAACUACGCGGCGGCGCAGUUCACGACCGCCGCGAGGUCGGCGUACUCGUCCGGGGGCACCGUGCAAUCGGGCAGACACGGCACUUCCCCCGUGGUGAGGGAGGUGGACGUGUACGACGACGUGUCGUCGGAGGCGUCCAUGUCGUCCGCGGGCACGGAGGCCGCGUCGAGGGUGCAGAGCGAGGUGACUGGCACGUACGACCACGACACGGCGGCCGGCGGGAGCACGACCUCCUUCCAGGCCGGCGGCGGCGACAGCGGCCGCGGCCACCGCCGCCCCGGGUCCGGCGCUAGCGGCGCCCCCUCCCCGGGCCAGCGCAUGCUGGGCUACCAGCAAGCGUACGGCUCCUCGAGGUCCUCGAUAGUGUCGAGGGUGGCCGGGGCGGAGUCGGAAAUGGGGUCUCACCGCCUGGUCCCCCCGCAGGACAGCUGGCAGAACUCGCCGGGGCCCGGGGGGGGGGCGUUGGCGGGGGGUGGGAUCGAGCGGGUGCUGUCCGGGGAGACGACGGACUCGAGCAUCCUGGAGCAGCAGGCGAGGGACAGACACGGCAGCGGCCAGCAGGAGGACGGGGACUUUGGCAGGGUGUGGCUGGCGGAUCGAGCGCACGCGAGACAGUUCGAUGAUGCAGACGAGGAUCGGGGUCGGUCGGGUGUCCGGGGAGGGGUGGUUGCAGAGUUCGGUUUCCGAGCGUGCGUGCUUGCGUUACAAUCAAGAGAGUCGUCCAUUAGCGUAUCGACAGCAGGCACGUGCCGAGAAGGAAAAAAAAAAACGGAAAACACGAGGAAGUCGGCGAGACACUACACCGUCUGGGCACUCGUCGCGUUUUAAGUCUUGUCCGCCGUUUGUGGCAGUAUUUCUCUCUCUCCGUCGGUGUGUUUUUACUUUUUCUGGUGGCACUCGUUCGCCGUUCCUGAGUGUUACAAAAGCGAAAGUCGUGUGGGGAGGGGGGUAUUAAGCACGAAACGCCACAAAAGGAGGCCCAUCCGCGGUCGGCCUAUUGUGUGGGUAGUCGGUGGAAGCUACCGUAGCUCGCCGUUGACGUGUUUGUUUGUUGAGUUCUCGGCGGUGAAUGGUUGUUUGCCGUCUGUCUCGUAUCCUUGCGGGCGCCUGGGGCGGCUUGGGUUCGUGUCUAGAUUGUUUUUGAUGUAGCAGGGGGGCCGAAGGGAGAGAAGAAUGGUGGAAGCCGGACACCUUGGGAAAGUGCUUAAUGAUGGCGACGAGAGAGAGCAGAGAGAACAGCUGCAAACGGCAAAACCCUUUUUGGUACCUGGUACGUGUUUUCCGUGAAAAUUGUGUUGGUUGUGUUUUGGGGGGGGGUCAAGGUUGUGUUUUUGUGUCCCAAGUAUGGACGAAGAGACAAGGAGUGGGUACGGACAAAGAGAGGCAGGCGUGUCGUGUUGUAGAAGGGCAGGCAUGCAUGGUUACGCGUUUCGAGCUACGUUCGGAUUGCGACAUGGUUUAGGUGCGCACGAGUUGAUCCCUUUUGUGUUUUUUAUUCACCUCCCCCCCCCCCCUCCCCCAUCCGCUGAUCACAGGAGUUAAUGAAGCCUCCGCCCGGGUCUUUUGGUAACCAGCCCCCUUUGUUGGGUGGGUCUCUUCUUGUACUCCAAUUUUCACCCGGGGGUUGUCGGCAAGGGAGGUGGCUUUGGAAGAAAUUGAAGAACGACGCAAAAGUGUUUUUAACACCUUGAUUUGCGUAAAACCGGUUGCUUGUGGUUUUGGUAUUGUGUUGGAAGUAAUUCCCCGCCCCCCCCUGCACCCCUCUUGGAAAACAAAACUUGCUUGGCUGCUGACUUCCUAUAAGGGGCGCACACUCCUGCGGGCGUUUUUUUUUCCGUGGGGAGUCCAAAAAAUUUUUUCAACAAAGAAGGUGGAUGUCCAUGUAACGGCUAUAUGUAGCUUGUUCGGUGGAGUAUUCACGGGGGGGGGGGGGGGGGCGUGGUAGCUUUGUGCUGUGGAAGCGCGUCACUU